AUGACCUCAACGAUUUCCAAUUUGUUUUCUCUUUGGUCUUCCAUGGUUCAGCAGUUAUUGGAGUCCAUCAAUAUUUCCGAAUCGGAAAAACCUCCUUUCCAGGCACAUCGGCUCAGUAGAUGCUCCUCUUCUUCUCCAAUAUUGUGUUCCUCUUCCUCAUUGGUUGAAGAGAUGGAGAAGGCUUUUGCUGAGCAACAACUCAAUGAUGAAGAACAAAGCAACAAGUUCAUGAACGAAGACAGUAACCAACAGCAGACCGUUGGCUCUCAAAAUAAUUGUUGCUCUCGAGGACAAGACGACAUUGUUCCAAUGAUACGAAAGGGUCUUUCAAGUACUAAACCAACAGAUGAGGAAUUGAUGCGAUUAUGGUCGUACUCGUUUCCACCCACUCGAGGGCUGUGGAUCCUUGUCAAUGAUUUUGUUGAAACGUAUUGA
Naegleria lovaniensis is the source of this 435-nucleotide messenger RNA. RefSeq lists its product as uncharacterized. The transcript has a single exon. The coding region runs from base 1 to 435 and encodes 144 amino acids. The record is from RefSeq and is a predicted model, not a curated record. Lineage: Eukaryota; Heterolobosea; Eutetramitea; Acrasida; Naegleriidae.